CAUGUUUUGCAAAAUAACCGCUGGCGCUGGAGUCGCUGAAAGCAAAGAUGUCCGCAAAAAUCGCGUAUACACAUAAUUUAAUUAUCGGAUUUUAAUUGAAAUAUUGAGACAUUUUGAGAUGUGUGAUGUGUGUUAAAGUGUUUUGUGUGUGCCCGUGAUAGUGUCGUGUGUCGCCCUGUGCUGAAAUCUGUGCUCCAAGUGGGUUUUUUCUGGCUCUGGGGGCCUUAGGAAAGGAGUAGUGGUGUGCAAAGGAAUUAACCCUGUCUUCUCAUCUGCUUCGUCACAUUUUCAACAUCAUCUGUGGCACCGUGGAGGUGCUUUUGUGUCCCAAAAACACAACUGGCGGACGCAUGGAGAGCUACUGUGCAGAUUGAGUGGUGUGGCAGAUGGUUAUAAGUGCCCCAAAAUGCAAAGUGGACAGCCAGAUAGCCCUAUUUGAUUGUGGAGAAAAGAAUCCCAUUAACUUGGUGUAUGUUUUCUCCAGAGGCACAGAGACACUCAUGUUUAGUUGAUUGAAGGCACAAUUUUGUGCUAAAAUAAUCUAGAUCUCUGUUUGCAAAAUUUAAAAAAAAAGUGGGCAGACAGUUUUUAAAAUUAAAAAAAAAAAGAUAAUCUGCGAAUCUUCAUACGCAGAUUUUGUGCAUAGAAAGAGACAACAAAAAAAAAUAGUGUUAUAUAGAUUAAAAGAAGAAAAAAAAGUAGCAGUAAAAAGUAAUUUAGAGUGAAUAUAAUUGAGCUGAAAAAAAAAAGUUGUGAGAGGAAGAAAGGCUAAGAGACUUUUUAUACGAAACAAAAAAAAUCCAUCCCCCUAGCACAUCCCCUUCAAAAAAGAAAGUUAUAUAUUUAAAAUUAAGUGAUAGGGCAGUGAUAGUGUGAAGUGCAAGAGACAAAAGUGUUCUUUCUCCUCUUUUUUUCCCCAAAAAAAAAGAAGGUAAUAUAGUGAAAACAACAGUGAAAAAAAAAUUAGAAAUUGUGUUCUAAAGAAAGUUUGCAAAAAGUAAAAAAAAAAAAAAAUUGGAUGAUGCAGGGUGUGACGGAAUGAAAUGGAAGCGGCUGUUCGACUAGUGCAAGGUGGUGGCCCAAAUGGGCAACGUAUUGAUGGUGGAGGUGGUGGACAGCAACCACAGCAACCGCCAAAUGCUCUGACACAUCAGGUGCGAACUGUACCACCGCCGGGGGCACCACCGGGUGCGACUCAGGUGCGUCCAAUGGACAUGCAACCGGCCUAUGCGGCUAAAUUGCAGGCUCCAAUGCAGAAAGUCAGUCGCAGUAGUCCAUUGUCGCCCCCACGCACCGCAGCCACCACCUAUUCAUGCUACACGGGCACCGUGGUACGUGAUCCAGGCGCCAGAUAUACCCAGCAGAUCCCCUACAGGCAGGUGGGUCAAUUCAGAGAGACUCCCUACAAAAUGCCUCCACAUGUUCACCAGAUGGACUACCAUCGUCUAGUGUCAAAUGUCUCCUCGGGGACGAAUAGUAUGAUGGUUGGUGGUGGAGGUAGUGGAGCACCAACAAUCCACGAAGCGACUCCACCUGGUGCCGUGGAGAGUCGUCAGCGAAUCUCACUCCUGCCAUAUGGUGCUGGGAGCUUUAUGCCUUCCACGCAGACGCGUCAGAUGCCCCAGCCGCCGCCUGAGCACGAGCUCGAUGGGCAGCCGGGCAUCAAGAGGAUCUGCCUGAGUGAUGCUCCGGGGGGAAUGUUGAAGAUUGAGGAGCAAGAUGCACAAUCUGGAGCGUAUCAGCCACGGAUAAAGCGGAUAUGUGUGGAUGAGACAAUGGGAAUGAUGAAGAUGGAGGAGCCGGAUGCUUCACCGAGUGCAGGAGGAGGUGGAUAUCAGUCGGGCAUUAAGAGGAUUCGACUGCAGGAGGCAGCACCGGGUAUGUUGAAGAUUGAAGUGCCCGAUGCACCACCUGCUGCUGGGGCGUAUCAUCCACAAGUGGAGGCAAUUUCACCGACACUUCCGGGUGAUUCGGCUGAAGAACUGAGAGCCACCAAGGAUGACUUGUUGCAGCAGAUCUCGAAGGUGGAUAGUGAAAUUGGGAAGGUGGAGAAGUCGAUAGAGUUGUUGAAGAAGAAGGAGGCAUCACUGCAGGAGGCAUCAGCAAAACCACCAGCCACGGAAGAGACUUCGGAGAUACCACCAAAGCAUCGGAGUCUGGCACAGAAGAUUUAUGCGGAGAAUAAGAAGAAAGCUGCAUUGGCACAUGCAAUGUUGACUUCCCUUGGGCCACCAAUUGAUCUGCCACUGUACAAUCAACCAUCAGAUGUUGAGGCAUGCCGUGACAUCAUCCAACGCAAUGUCACCUUCAAGCCGCGUCUACUGUUGCACUGUCAGAAGAUCAAGUCGGAAAAGUCAGCGAGAAGUGUUAGCUUUGCCGAAUGCUACUUUCAGAAGUCACAGGAAUGGCUGAGGCGUGUGGAGAAGAAUGAGGGGAGUGCCAAGAGGAAGGCAAAGGAGGCCAAAAAUAGGGAAUUCUUCGAGAAGGUCUUCCCGGAACUCCGGAAACAGCGCGAAGACAAGGAGAGAUUCAAUCGUGUUGGUUCACGAAUAAAGUCUGAGGCUGAUCUCGAGGAGAUUAUGGAUGGUCUCCAGGAGCAGGCAAUGGAAGACAAGAAGAUGCGCUCCUAUGCUGUUAUACCACCACUGAUGCUCGAUUCGCAUCAGAAAAAGUACUACUUUAUCAAUGAGAAUGGCGCUUUGGCUGACAUGGAGGCUGAUUUCAAGGAUCGUCAACACUUGAAUCUGUGGACGACGGGCGAGAAGGAAGUGUUUAAAGAGAAAUUUCUGCAACAUCCUAAGAAUUUUGGGGCAAUUGCAGCCAGUUUAGAUCGCAAAACUGCACAGGACUGUGUUAGAUAUUACUACUUGAGUAAGAAAACGGAUAACUACAAGCAGCUGCUGCGGAAAGCACGUCAGAGGACGAGAAGUUCGAAGAAUCCUCAAAAGUCGACAAUAAAUCAGUCCCAAUGUAUUAUCGAUGCACUGACAACGGGCGUAACUACGAGAUUGCAACGUGAGCAGCAGCAAAAAAUUGGUGGACGUGAUCGAUCUGCAGCAACGUCAUCGGCCAGCAAUCAGUCAAGUGGGGCGGGAAAUAGUGCUUCGGGGAGUGGAACAGCUACACCAGUAUCAUCAGGACCCAGCACAGCAGCCACAGCUUGCUCCACGAAUGUCAGUGUGGCUCUGAUGGGUCAGAAUCCGGUGAAUAGUUUACUGGGAUCGUCGUCAACACCUGCGAGUCAGGAUGGUGCUUCAGCUGGGGAUGGCAAUGGAGAAGCCACCAGUCAGAGCUACCAAACGGCUCAGGCUACAACAAAUCAAGUGACAACAACAACAACAGCAGCAGCAGCUGGUCAGAAUCAUGUAGAAAGUAGUGAGAGUCGAAGUGAGAAUAACCAUCAAGGACCAUCGGAGUCUUUUUCUUCUUCUGGCUUUGCACGAAAGGAUGAUGCGUCAAAUGAGACGGCAAAUGUGGCCAGUGAACCGAAGCCCAGUGCAGAUUAUGGUGCAAUUGACAGUAUCUCAGUGCCUCACCAUCCAAUGGAGUCACAGUCGACCACGAAGAAAGAUUUGAGCAUCACACUGGAAAGAACUGGUAAAGAUGACUCAACGGAAAUCAUUGCAGUGGAUAAAGACAUCCUCCAGUUUUGCUUUGUGUGCAAGGCAUCUCUCUGCUUGCGGAGUCGUCCGUUGGAGAAGAGUCGUUGUAAACAGUAUGGAAUCCCAGAGGCGAGUCUCGUUCCUGGUGCACGUGUCUGCAAUACGUGUCAGUGCAAAUCUCUGCGCUCAAAGUAUUCCAGCUGUCCACUGCCCACAUGUCCCAAUGCUAAAGAUCGUGUAAAGCGUUUCCGGAACCUCCCGACGCGCCUUUUUGACCUGGCACCAGAGGUCCGUGAUGCCAUUAUGGCUGAAUUUCAAAUUCCGCCGGGUGUGCAAAAGUGCUGUUCAGCCUGUCUGAUUCGCAUACGACGCAAACUGGCGCCACAUAUUCAAUCGGCCGUGUUUACAGAGGAGGAAAUUGGUCGGUUGAAGGGUGCUCUGGGGGAAUUUGGGCAUAAUUGGCAGAAGUUGGAGGAGGUACUGGGAAAACCGGCGGCAAGUGUGAGAAUGUUCUAUUCGGUGAAUAGGAAAAAGUGUGGACUGGAGGAGGCUGUGGGUGAGUACUACAAGAAGAAUCCGGGUGAAAUGAGGGAGAUGCAUGGGGAAAUUUCGGAUGUUGAUGAAUCGGACUUUAGUACGUCAUCGUGCGAUGAGAGAGAAGCCAAUAGUGACACAGCUUCGGCUGAGAGUCCACCGACAAAUUCAGCCGGAUUGUCUGUCCCUGGACAACUUCCGUCUGGACAGGGAGGUGGAUCAGGCGGAAGUGGUGGUGUUCAGAGUGGUAAAGUGACAAUGGAAGUGGACGCAAUGGCGUCCGGACAGUUGUCUCUGGUGGCUAAGAAAGUUGAUGAAGAGCGACUGCCACAGCCAGAACCGGCAAAACGUCAUUCGAUGAAGAGUGUUGAAGAGUGUGAUUCAUCGGCUACUGAGACGGCCGAUGAGGAGAAUGAACUUUCUCCGGCCAAUCGACAGAGUCCCAAGGUGCUCCUCUAUCCCAAUCAAACGACAAUUACCAUGCUACCAUUUUCGGGACAAAAUGGACCACGAGAAGUGUCAUCACCACCGCAAAAUGUCCGGGAUGUGGUGUUGAAUGUGAUUGAGAGGAGCCUAAAGACGACAACAGGUCCUCAGAUGGCUACGCCAGCAAAGGUGGGUAUCAUUAAAACACCUUUUGCCAUGGAGCCACGUCCUGAGCUAACGUAUAUGCGUGAGGUGAAGGAACAACAGCAGCAGCAGCAGCAGCAACAACAGCAGCAGCAACCACCGCAUCCGUCCGAUACACUGGCCACCAUUUCGGUGCUAAAUAGCCAAAAUCGUGCUCUAAUGGCUACGCAACAGCCACAGCCGCAGCAACAUCAUCCGGGUGUAUCACAGGCUACAGCAGCCCAAUUUGCCGCCACAAUAACUCCCGUUCCGCUGACCAAAGUCAUGAGUCCGGCUACGGCGGAGAUGCAGAAGGACACCAUGAAGAUGUAUGCGACGAUGCGUACGGAACCGGAACCUCAGACAUUGGAUUUGAGCGUGAAGAAGACACAGGCCAGGGAAGUGGUGCAAGGGACAAAGACACAGCAGACAGCUCAGGCUCAAAUGGCCAACAAUGUAGUGGCAAUGCUGAGGACUGAUGCAGCAUCGGCUACUCAAAUGAGUCUGCCGCAGCAGACUGUGUCCCCAAAUCACCUAUACCAGGCGCACCAGGCAUACCAUCAGCAAGCAACUCAAGGUGGCCGCUCAUCCAAGUCCCCGUCAGUCUUUGUGCCCAUCUCAGUGGGUCAGCAACAGAUGUACCAUCAAGUUCCGGCCACGAGAGCCAAUCCACCAACUCAAGCCACAAUGCUCAAGAGCAAAAUGAGCCCCAAACCGACACUCCAGCAACCUCCACCGCCCCAACAAACCAAUCCUGGUGGUCCCAAGGGUUCCAUCACCCAUGGCACUCCCGUGAGUUCUGUCAGUCAGGCAGCCACGUUCCUCCUUCAGGCACCACCAAGCGCCUCGCCGCGCUUCGAUUCAGCACCCCAGCAGGUGCCUGAGAAAAUUGGGAGUAUCACUCAGGGGACACCGGUUCACAUGCCACCGCACCAUCUCAAUGACAAGCAUCGGGUGUAUGAGUACUACAAGAAUCGCCAGAGUCCGGCUCAGCAGCCGCCACAGAGUAGUCCGCAGGCCAAUUUUGCCACAUCCUAUGCUCGAACCUUUGGCAUGGACCAGCAACAAUUGAGCUCCAGGCAGAUCAUCGUCAAUGACUACUUUACGUCACAGCAGAUGCACGGACAGGCCCGCGGGGCAAGAGCCAGUCAGGCUACACCCGAAAAGGAUUCUCACUCACCGCGCAAUGUGGCCACCAUUAAUGCUGGUUCAGUGGCCAUGUACUACGACAAGGAGCGUCAGAGGAGUGAUUACAUGAGUCGAUCGUCGCCAGCAGACAACACCAACAGUCUCAACAGAUCGCUGAAGACCCCUCCGCCACCUCAGCGUCAGGGUGUAAUUCAGCGUCACAAUACCGGUGGCUCAAAACCAUCGAGUCCGGCACCGAAUCGAUUGCACGUGAUGCAGCAUCACUAUCCGCCACCAGGUGAGCGAAUGGCGGCUGGUGUGAAGGAGCAGCGGGCACUAACGGCUGCCACUCUUGCAGGACACGAGGCAUUUUCGUCGUUGGUGGAUGUGGCGGUGCAGCAGCCAUUGCUGCCUGUGCCACAGGACAAGCGCCCGCCCAAUUUUCAGGGUAGUCCUGCCACACACCACGACAUCCGGCUCCACCAUAUGGCCUUCCAGUUACACCAGCAUCAGCGAUUCCAGCAGCUGCAACAGCUCGACAUGAAAUUGGAUGCCCAGAAGAGGCAUGCUCCUCAUAUGUCACAAGCCGCCUUCGAUGAGUUGCAAUUUGAACGGGAAGGCCGCGAAGAUCCUUUUGGUGGUCGCGAUGGUCAUCCACAGCAGCCGCCACCGCAUGAACUGAUGGAGCGACAUGCUCACAUUGAACGUGAUUUGCAUUCAGACCAUGAACGUCUCAUGGAACGGGAUGCAAUGCUGGUGAGUGCAUCGGAGGAACGGGCAGCAAUGCACAAUGCCGAGAUGGAAAAGGUGGCUGCUGAGCAAGAACAACAGAGACGUCUGGCGAUGGCACAGCCACAGUAUGAACCACCAAAAGUUGCUCCACGUCAGAUUCUCGACCGUGAUCGCGAUAGAACGGAACGAUCUAUGGUGCCGUCAAGAUCAACAGAUGGAACACUCACAGCUGCCAAUUUGAUCGAUGCUAUCAUUACACAUCAGAUCAAUCAGAGUGCAUCGGAACCACCACCAGUUUCUGUGAGCAGAGCUCUCCACAAAUCGGCAUUCUUCGCUGGACGUGAUUUGCACAGUGGUGGGGUGUAUGAGAAUAGUGGCAGUAGCGGAGGUAGCAGUGGCAGUGGUGGUGCCAGUGGCGGUGGAGGAGGCAGCAAUCAAGCGGCCAAUGUGAUAAAGAUCGGCUUUGAUAGUGAGCCAGAUGUUAGAAUGCCACCCAGUGGUCCAGUUAUGACCAAAAAUAUUACAAUUGGUCAAUUGACAGAUUCGAUAAUUCAGAAAGAUUUUGGACCCAAUCCCUUUCAUCCGCUGCGUCAGACGCAAUUUAUGCAGUAUCCGGGGCCUGAGCAAUUGAUGGCAACUGAUCAAUGGGGUAGGCGUUUGGGUGGGAAGGAGGGUGUAGUGACGGUGGAUAGACUGAAGAAGGUGGCACAAGUGGAGGAGAUGAAGAAGGAUGAGAGUGGGAAGGAUGGGAAGGAACACAGUGGUGGUGAUGGUGGAAAUGAUGAUGUAAGACAAGUUAGUGGAAUGAGAAUGACAGCACCGAGUCCAAAUCAUGCAGCUGCCCUCAAGUCAGCUUCGGUGACGGUGUCUGAAGCGCCACCGGAGCCAAGUGGGGCUUUCUAUCAUCUCAAUGACAGUGACAGACGUCAACAUGGCGCCAUUCCAUCGCAUCAGACACAAUUUGCGUUAGAUUGCUAUGUGAAGAAUCGCAUUGUCGAGGCGAUGCGAACGGAAGAUGAAAAGAGGUCAGAUUCAAUGGAUAGAGAGAGGGAAUUACGUGAGAUGCAUAUGAAGCAGCAACAGCAGCAGCAGCAGCAGCAGCAACAACAGCAACAACAAAAUGUGCAGCAGGGUUAUGGGAAGAUGGAGGUUGUAGUGGAGAAAAGUGGCAAUAGUGGCGCUAGUGGCGGUGGGGAGUCAAAUGUCACAAUUGACGAGACAUCUGGUGGAAUGGUGAUGAAACAACCACAACCAACUUUUGCUCCAGCCACGUCCGUUACAAGUUUCUCAUCUAGCGCCUAUCACUAUCCCUACAGUGCGCUAAAUGUAACCCCAGCGCCACCUACCAGUAUAGCUACAGUGGCUAUUGCGAAAACUAGCGAAGACACACGACCUCAGCCACCAGAACCCAAACCACUUCUCUCGGCGCAGUACGAAGAACUGAGCGACGAGGAGUAGUAGGUCUGCAUUUUUUUUCUGGCGCGAUAAUCACGUGAGCAUGAGAUUACUUUUUAUUACUAUUCUAUUUUUUUUUAAUUACUCAACUCACAUUUCUCUGUCUCUCCAACUCUCUCUCUCUCUCUCACACUCUCUCUCUCAAAUGAUCUUUGUGUUAAGAAAUGAAAAAUCUUGUAAUUUUAUCCCCCAAUUUCCCUUUAUUCUUCGUUUCGCUUUUUAUAUUAAUAUACAUAUUAUUAUAAAUUAUGUAAAAUAUUAAAGAAAUGAGAAAAAAAACAUUAUAUAUUAAGAUGAAUGCGACGAGAAAAUGUGUAUUUAAUAAGAUUAUAGUCGAAAGAUAGAGAGAGAGAGACAGGGAGAAAGAGAGAGAGAGGGAAUGUGUGAGAGGGAGGGAGAGCGUACAUGAAGAAGUAAAAACAAAACGUUAUUAUUUUUUAAAUGAAAUUAUUAUUAACUAUCUUUUCACCGUGAAAAGUGCACAUAAAAUAGACAAAAAGAGAAAAAAAGAAGAAAAAAAAAUAACGUGUGAGAAAAAGAUAUUCAAUGCAAAAUAAAGAGGAAUUCCUCUUUAUGACACAAAAUGAAAGAAUAAGAAUUUCACACACAAAAACCACAACACCUUCGUUUUUAUUUUGUAUCUCAGAAAAAAAGAAGAUUUAAGAAAAAUAUUAACUAUUUAAUAAGUGAAUAAAUAAAUGAGAAGAAAAAAUCCUCCAAAAAUGUUUCGUUGACUUUUUUCUAACAUGCAAGUCUUUUUUUUUUAGAUUUCUUUAAAAAAAAAUCAUGAAACAUAAAAUAGUGAAAGAGAGGAGAAAUAUAACACAAAACAUAAAUAAAUGUUAUUUAAAGAAAAAAAAGAAAAGAAAAGAGAUAUGAAAAUUAGAGCGAUUUUUUUUCCGGGACACACACACACAAUGGAAGUAUAUAAAUAUUAGUGAAAAGAAAUGAAAAUAAAUAAAAAAAACAAGUCUUAAAAAUAUAAUUAAAAAAAAAACUUUAAUUGAUAAAACGUGCAGAAACACGAGAAAGGGUAUGAGAGAAUGACUUGAGUCUUUUUUCUAGAAUGUUAAGAUGAAAAAUAUAAAAAAAUGGAAAAACAGCAAACAAAAAAAUGUAAAUAGGCGUUAGUUGAAAAGUGAAGAAGAGUUUGAUGCAAAGUGAAGAUGAUGAUAAAAUCUGACGGUGGACUAACGAUAAUUUCUUGUCUCUUAAUGAAAAAAAAAAACAAAAAAUGGAAAUAUAUAUAAUACACACAAGAAGAAAAAUGGUAAAUACAGAUGAAAAUGCAAAUUUUUACG
Molecule: messenger RNA, 9361 nt
Organism: Phlebotomus papatasi
Lineage: Eukaryota; Metazoa; Arthropoda; Insecta; Diptera; Psychodidae
Gene: Smr
Exons: 14
Coding region: 1044-8063 (2339 amino acids)
Biological process (GO): regulation of transcription by RNA polymerase II
Source: RefSeq, a predicted model, not a curated record